Molecule: messenger RNA, 1339 nt
Organism: Drosophila hydei
Lineage: Eukaryota; Metazoa; Arthropoda; Insecta; Diptera; Drosophilidae
Product: ankyrin repeat and MYND domain-containing protein 2
Exons: 3
Coding region: 81-1286 (401 amino acids)
Molecular function (GO): protein binding
Source: RefSeq, a predicted model, not a curated record
AUGUGAUGACUGUUUCAAAGUGUGUACACACUGUAACUCUACUUUUUCGUUUCCCAGUUUCCUGACAAAAAUCGAAAAACAUGAGUGAAGGCAGCAAAAAGUCCCAACUGGACGAAGUCCAGCUACAGCUAAUCCAUCGUAUAUCAAAGAAUGACACUAGCGGCUUUAAGCAAAUGUUGGGCCAACUAAAAGGCGGCGUCAACUUCGUGGACGACAGCGGAAUGUCCAUACUAGCGCACGCCAGCUUUAAGGGCAACAAGGAGGCAGUGCAGCUGCUAUUAGAUAUGGGAGCAGACAUUAAUUUGAAUCAGCAUGGCGCCGAUUAUACGCCGCUCCAUUUUGCCGCCUUGUCCGGCAACACGCACGUGUGUCGCCAGCUCCUGGAUGCCGGUAUCAAUCCGAACAGUAUAAAUAGCGUAAAUCGCACUGCCUCCCAGAUGGCCGCCUUUGUGGGCAAUCACUCGUGCGUGGAGACUAUUAACAGCUAUGUGACAUGCUCCAGUUUGGAGUACUACACCCAGCUGCACGGCCAGCAGACGGAGCCGUAUAUUCCGGCCGUGUUACUACGGGCGUUCCACAGUUUUGUUACCGAAAUCAAUCUGCAUCCCGUUCGAAUUACGCUAAAUGCCCAAUCGUUGGGUCUGCUCAAGGUGCUACCUAAUCUUCGCAAGGCUUUGUCGUUGAUGUGUGAGAAGGAAAUGCAAAAGAGCCACGACAUAAACGAGUUGCUCGCAUUUAAAUUCCACUACCUGGCCUGGAUCGUCAGUGAGCUGCUGCGUUGUGAGGAGCAGUUCAAAGCGCAGCACAAGGAAAAGACCGAUGACAAUGACGCCAGCAAAAACGACUUCAUUGAAGUGUUCGUAAAGCGCGUUCUCAAGGAAAACAAACUCGGCCAGCUGGACUAUGUCGAAUUUACUGUGCGCGAAUGCGCUCGAGAGUUUCCCUUCCGCGAUUGCACAAUCUUUCGCCAAAUAGCCACGCAGUUGGGUGCGAAGGAUGCACCGCCCGCGCUCGUCAUACUACGCAAUGCCAUUAACGGAAUGCGCGGCUUUGUGGACGAGUGUAGCUACUGCAGUACUUGCGGUCAGGAGAAGCCAGACAAGAAAUGUUCCAAAUGCAAGGCGGUCCAGUACUGCGAUCGCGAGUGCCAGCGGCUGCAUUGGUUUAUGCACAAGAAGAGUUGUCCUCGUCUCUUGGCCGCUGUCCUGGCCGGCGGCAAGGAUCAGCCGAAGGGUCCCAUCGAUACAUCCGAACUGCAAGAGGAGCUGGCCAAAUUGGCAGCAUAAUGUCCUGAUGAUUACCUGAAUUUUAAAUAAAUCGAAUAAGAUUUGUUUAAAAA